AUGGGAGGAUGCCAAUGACAAGCUUAGUCAUCUCUGUAGACGUUGAUGUGCUGGUGUAUGAGGUGCACCACUCACUGUGAGACUAGCAUAUGUGUGCUGUGUUGUUGAUAUGUAUGUUGGAAAAACUAUCAGGAAGUAUCGCCUACUUUGUGUGCAGGAUUAUAAUGCUAGUUUGUAAACAGGAUUAUAACACCGCUUUCUAUGCUACUUUGUGAACAAACUGGUACAAGUUGUCUUGUACCUGGUGAACAACAUCUCGUUAAUUUCUCGUCGAUACGGGACGAAUGAUGACCAAUGACAUGGCUUCUACAGUUGAAGUACCAACUAAGUAACCUUGACAGUGGUUAAUGGGUUAAUGUCAAGCGGAGUUGUUGGCCUUUGGAAGAACUCUUUUUUUCUACGACGGCAGAGUUAUAGAGUUACUAGACAGCAUAGCCAAUAGACUUGCUAACAACCGUAGCAUUCAUCAUGCAUACAAAAAGUGCAAACCUGGAAAACUCAUUGGAAACUGCUUAGCCCUUGAGACGUGUGAUCACAUUUGUAAAGUGCUGUAUCAAGAUUUAGACAAGAUAACAAGUGCACGUGAAUUUGGAGAUAUAUGAUUGGAGGAAACUUAAGUUUUUUCAUUCCCGUUGUGAACGUUAUCAUCCUGAAUACGUCCUGGAGAUAAGGUGUGCCUUCCCUGUGUUAUACCAACACGUGAAACAGUAGGAACGUUCUUUUUCAAACAUCAACUUCUUUUAUGCGAUUCCAAUACUUCUUAUAUUGAAGACAUGCUGACGUCAUGGUGUUUAAAAAUGGAUAGGCCAUCAUCGGUUGUGAUAACAAAGAUGUCCUGUAAGAUCGUAAGCUAACGCGAGUUGUUGGCAUCCUACUGGGACAAUUAUUAACAGGAAGCCUGAAGGUUUUUCUCUCGAGACAAGAUAAGUUUGAGAUAUACACCAGUUGUGUCAUAAAUCUCUCCGUACUGCCAUCGCCCACCACGGAGAAAAUAUUACCCAUGGUGCCAACAUGAAAAACGGACGUCCGAUUGAUCUUUUUUCGUAUGUUCUUAAUGCCCUAGCGAUGGAGGUAAAAUAUUAAUGUCGGAAUAAUUGUUGGUUUUAAUCUGCAUUAAAGCUACCAAUUUCAAGAUGGCUACCGGUGAUAAAUUAAUGCGAGAAAUCAGUGAUCAGUUUCUACAGUGUAAGAUUUGUUUUGAACCGUUUAAGAACCCCAAAACGUUGGUAUGUUUACAUACGUUUUGUAUAGAAUGUCUUCAGCAACACGUGGAUGCCGAGGGAUCGCGCUCUCGGUUUUCCUUGUACAACCGGUACGUAACGUGUCCAAUAUGUCGCCGAAAAACGGAUAUUCCGACAGGAGGAAUACGUCGACUCCCGGACAACUUCCUCCUAUCAAAUCUAACAGAGAUCAUCGACAGGAGACGACCUUCAAAAAUCCCACCGUGUGAAAUAUGUCAUACUGUUCGAACACGCACAAACGAUGCAUGUGCAAAGUGUCUCGAUUGCUCGAAACUUUUGUGUAAGACUUGUGUGACCCUGCACCACGAGACCAAGGUCACACAGCAACACAGUCUUAUAGAUGUGGAGGGUGAGAAGGACAUUGAGUGUAAGGCUCACCCGGAGGAGAACGUGCGCUUCUAUUGUGAACCUUGUGAUACGUGUAUCUGUAUCGUCUGCACGUUUCAAGAGCAUCGUGACCAUGAUAUAUGCUCGUUUAAUGACGGUUAUGUCAAAUAUAAAGCUGCCAUGCAAGAUCUUCUGGACAAGUCUAAAGGUCGGAUUACAGACAUCACCGAUCGUAUAGAGGUCAUCAAUAGGUGUGAAAACGGCAUGAAGAGAACCCGCGAGAAUAUACGAGAUUUAGCGAUAAGCUAUAUCCAGCAAGUUAGAUCGACGGAGCGAGAACUGCUGAAAAGUGUGGACGAAUAUUUUGGAGAAAAUAUUACAGACUUUCUCAAACAUCGUGAAAGGUUACAGGAAAACGUAGACGAGCUUCAAAGUGCUUCGAAUUUAACAGAAAUUAUAAUGAGAGACAGAGGAGUGGAACUGUUGCUUUUGAAGCGUGAAAUGGAAAGCAAGCUUCAAUCGUUGAUGGAACCAGACCUGCCUAACUUACCGUCCGACGAUAUGAUUGAUAUACACUUCAACCCCGGCAGUGUCCAUUUUGGUUCAUUGUCUUUCCAGGAGGACGACAAUAAAGAGCAAAACGACUUUCUCACGAACGAAAAUUUAAAAAGUAAAAAAUCCAUGGAAAAAUCCGCGACAAGGCCAGAACUUGUAACAAGUGACACACAGACAGAUCCGGUUAUAACGAGCGAAGAAAGCAUGCCGGUAAAAGAACGUCCCGUGAAAACACGUGACAUGGGUGUGACUGUAAUUACUAAUGGGUAUGCAAAUAACGAAAACGGUGAAAGGACAUCCUCGCGAAAACGACGCUCAACCGACAAUGCGACCUGCAACGGAGUAAAGACGUGUAAUCAGGAGACCUCCACGACUGUGACGUCAUCAGAUGUGGCUCUUAACACACAGGCUAUCCCUAUGAUUCACAAGGGUCUGCAGGUAUACAGUGACCCGGGAACGCCGGGAUCUGGAAUAUGUGCUAAGUGUUGCGAGGACCUGUCCACUACUGCGCCAUUCGUUGGAGAGGCGCCAAAGAUACAGGACAUCAUCAUCCUCAAUACCACGGACAAUGAUAGUCGGGAUUCAAGGAGACGCAGGCGACUUCUAAUACGUAGCAAGCGGGUACAGACCGACCUCACGAUGACGGGAGGCAACCUCUUGGAGGACAAGUCCAAGUCGCUGCCAAUGUUGGCGCAGUUGCCAAACAGGAGCCUGUCAUGUGAGGAUACAUCGUUUUCAAGACCAGAAAUGCGUAACAUCGCUUUGGAUCCCAUAAACUGUGACGAUCAAGGAAGAAGAUUUCGCCGUCGGAUGCGCGAUAAGACUACGAUGACUAUCGAAGAAGAUAAAAAAGUGGUCGAAACAUGUGACGCUACGACAUACACGUACCCUUCCAGACUCAGAAGUUUCGGGACGUGUACUCGCGUGGAGAUGAGUACUGUGGAUACUCAGACUUUCAGGGUCAAUCAGGUAUCUCGGUCAAUGGGCACGGACUAUGCGGGUCAGAUUGACCAAUGCAUUGGAACAAGUAUGAUUAAGAUGAUAGACAGCGAAACCACCAUGCCCUCGGUCGUACACGACAACAAGGGAACGUGGACUGAGGCCCUCAAUACAUCAGAACGAUCAAUGUGCACAGACAAUUGUGAAACAACAGAAACAAGCGUUGAGACGAUGAAACCGGAAGUAUGUGAUCAGGGAUUCCAGGUAACUCCGCACACCAAAGAUUCGAACACAAGUCCGAUACCAAUACCACAACGGGACCAAAUCAUGCAGGUAUCAAUUGACGAACUCGAACCGCCUUCCGCUAGUCCCAAUAGGAAAUCGUGGCACGCGGGAACUAGCAUAUUUUCCAAAUUGUUCAAGAGUAAAGGCCCCAGCGCUAACAACAGUGAACAUGACAUACUCGCGUCCGUGUCGAGUGACAUACAGUCACAAGACGCUAGCACAGAGACCGUAUCUGUUCUUUUGUGUGACAAGGAGACGGGGACACCCCGGACAACAACCUCGGAUAACUGGACUAUCACUCCGACCCCUGUAAUGGUCAAUACGGGUAUAUCACCAACACGUCCAGCCACGAUGGACACUGGCGUGGAGACCACGAAAGUGACAUCAAUGGACCAAGCCACAUAUACAGAGACCAAGCAGUACAGGGACAGUGAAACGGAAACCAUAGUGGUUGUCCAGGAUAACGAAACCCUGACAGAGAGGGUCAAAAUGCAGGACGCGCAAACGUCCGUACAGAUACCACAGGAGACGGGCGAAACAAAUACGGACCCUGUAAGAGUACAGGACGCUACUAUGUCCACUGACGAGGACUGGUACGAGAAACUCAAGCCUAUGUCAAACUCAGUGUGCACAGAGACUCUACCCCCAGAUGUAAUGAGUAGUAGUACUAACACGGUCGCCAUACAAAACUCUGAUAUAUCGACGAAUAUAUCGUCUGAGGAGCUUGUUCCGCGUAUGGACAGCUCGACCACAACCACGCCGACCAACACGCAGGAGAGAGGGACGAUGGCUCUGUCUUUCGGACAGACGGCCGCCCCUUUGAUCGAUGUAAAUACGCAGACUUCAGAAAUUUGUUUCAUCGAUAAGUCUGUCUCUACGUCGGUGGAACUAGAGACAAUAGAAAAAGAUGACGUGGAAUGUACUGACAUGGCGACCUCUACAGAAUCGUUACCCUACAUCGGCCUAAUGAGCGAGAUGGAAGGUGAUGAGCUCUUCCUCAUACCAGAGUCUGCAUUCAACUUAGCGUGUAGUGAACCAAUGGAGGAUGGUCGGGACCUGAUUGAAAUGAUCGACGACUGCACGACGACGGACCUGGUUCCCCUGACCGAGACCUCGUCACAGACCGUCAUAUCAUCGGCGUGGCAAUACGAGGACCCAGACGAGGACCAGCUGUCAGAGUUCGUCAAAACGGAAAAAGACGGCAAGGUCCUAUGUGAUAUCGGAAUCAACACGAUUCCCAAACUGACUUUCGAAAAACAAACGUCGACAAUCGUGAGGCGGAGCUUCUCCCGGGGUACCAUGACAUUAGAUCUGGCAAAGUGCGAUAAGUCCACGAGUACAUUUAGUCAUACACGUCAUAUAGCUGAGACCUGUUUUGGACAGAAGCCGGUCGGUGAUGUCGCUCACAAGGUCUCUUCCACGUGUACCACCGAAUUGGUCGACAUGGCAACUAAUACGGACUCGUCGCUCAUGGAUGAGCGAAUGGCUGCCUGUAUUUCAAAACUACGAAAUGUGUCCGAAAGGCUUCAAAGUCCAACUGGUAAGGUAGCUCCUGACUGCCCAUGGAAACGAUCAGAUAGUACUUCUUCCUCUGAAAGAUCGUUAAUGACUGAUUCUUUUAUCAAAGAUGGCGAUAUAUCACCACGGAAUACGUCUUCCGAUGAUGAACGUCGGAAGAACAUAAUGGACUUAGUAGCACAGACAGAAUCAUUCAGUAAGCCAAGAGACACUCGGCACGACAGCAUGCCGGGAAGGAAAGCUCAGCCUAUCACAACAUUGAAAGGUAAAUUGGCUCCACCAAUGGACGAUCUAGAUCAAAAAUCGAAAAGUUUACCUCGCGAAUACUCGGACGGAUCUCCGAAACUUAGUGGCCGAGUCAGUCCGAGUCGUCUACCCUUGCUCCGCUUUCACUCCGCUCCCGGUAGGAUAGCAACGGUUCCUAAUAAAUCUAUGGCAAAGAUAAGUGUUCCUCCGGGGUGUAAAAUUCCUGUGUGUCAUCAGGCUGGGGCGGAGGGAGACAGUGUGAGUGAAACAGCUACAGUGAAACCCAAACAACCAAAAAGUCCACUGCCAGCCAUAACUGAAUCAAACACCCCUUCGUCAGACUCGGGAUCGAAUGCUUCUUUCAUGUCGGCUGAAUCUGAGAAUUCGACUGACGGAAACAUUGAUUUCGCGUCACUUAGGAUCAAUGUCCCCCCGAACAGGCUGUCUCCAUGCGCCUCCUUCUUGACCGUACCGGAGGAGACAACACCGGACGUAGAUGGGGAGCCGACCGAUAAUCUCCACCAGGAUAAUGUAGACGAUAAGAAACCUGCUGGUUUCAUGCAGAAACUUUUCUCAAAAAAUUCUAAAAAGAAAAAAAAUCCAGCAGAGCCGAUACACCCGCGUCAGAAAAUCAAGCAGCAGCAGCAGCAACAACAGCCUCCGCCGCCGCCUCCUCCGCGGCAUUCCUCGGGCAAGAAGUUCGUGAAGCCCCCUGCCGUAGAACAACCGAAACCUAAGUCUCCCAAGCCGAAAAAGAAACAGGCUUUCGUGUACGUCCGUCAGAGGAUGUUCUCAAUACAACAGGAUAACGUGGAGGAUUUAAAAGAUCAAAAGAAAGAUUCGAGUAUUAAAACAUCACAGACGAGUAGUGAGAAAAGGAAAUCAGGGACCAAAUCCCAACCGAACAAGUCCAAGUCGGACAGCGACCGUCCUCCGUCCCAAUACGACAACCUGUAAACACUGCGGAACAACAACAUGGCAUGCACAGCCAACUGUGAAGGAGGAAAACCUAACACUUAGUGCACAUCCGAUCUAUAUUCUGUUUCAUGAUAUGUAAUGAGCAUUGAUUUACUAUUUUAAUCUUCGUUGACAAAAUUAUCGUGGCGUUUUCUGACGCACUCUAAUGAGUUGAUAGAUGUAUUUGUUAAAAUCAAAUUUUUAAUAUAUACAAAAAGUAAAUUUCUUAUUUCUUAAGUAAAAAAAUCCUUAAUGAAUGUCUAAUGAACGCUGUCUUUUUUCAAGUCGAAUCAAUACUGGACUCAUAUAUACGUUACUUCAUGCAUCAGAUCUCAACCCCCACCCCCAUCUGGGGCCCCAACCCGUCAAGAUGUUUCGUGACGAUACAGAAUGUAAUAAAUGUGAUAAUGUUUGAGUGGACAACCUAUUCUCAAUACUGAAGACACCAUCAAUAAAUCAUUAAGGAUUAGAUGUACGUAUGCAAUUAAAUGAUAACAUCGAUAUGUUUGGCACCGUCAAAUAUUAAAUAAUGAGUAAAAAGUAACUGGCGACUUUGACUGCAAAAGAAACAGAUACUUUGAUUAGCUCUUGGUGAGGAAUCAACUUAGAAAAUACUGUUUUAUAACAUCCUGUAUCUAUUUCGUGUCUGGACCUACUGAGGCUGAGAAAGUGAAGCUCCGUGACCUGUUAGUGAUUUGAAAUGAAGUCGGACAGCGUUCGGUUUAACCGACUUAAUGUUUCAAAAGAUUUCAUUCCAGCCAAUUGCGAACUACGUCAAUCAUAUGCAUAACGAUAUGGGCAAUAUAUAAAAACUGUUUUAAUACAUUUGUACCAAAAACGUUUUAGGAACCCUACCUUGUAUUGAUAGUGUUGGACGAUGGUCAUUCCUGCUAUGUAAUUAGGCUAGUAUAUUAUCAGUGUUAUUACAAUUGGGAGCAACGGGAUAUCGUAUCUACACCGAGGGUUUGUCAUGUAAACUUGGAAAUUCUGGACACGCCCAUUUUACACGUGUAUUCAGUGUUACACUUGUAUUUUAGUUGCACAAUAAUUUAUACAUUGUAUUACCAUUUUUAUACUCUGUAGUUUUUAACAUAUAUACAUCCAGCAGGCAAUACUACCCAAACUGUGAUAGUGUCCAAGCGAUUUAGAUAGACAAUCAUUUAACUGUGAUAAUAUAUAUAUAUAUAAGUAGAGUUUCAUUAUAGCAGUCACCUGUCUAUAUACACACUACCAUAUUAAUUUAAUUAGUACAAAGAGGUUGUUAUUCGCGUUUGUCUUGAACAUAUUUAAGUUGUGUCAUUAGCAAAUAUUACCUCAAUAUAUAUAGCUGUCAGUUUCAUAAAGUGCGACAUAUCGGGGUUUUUUCACAGAAGAAAAAGGUUAAAGUACCUAAAUGUGGAAUAUGCACUUUGUCAAUAGGUGAUGCUCAUUGACAAUUGACGAUUAAAAAACUCAGAGAAUCAUGGGAAAGCUUCUUCCAAAAUUAUUAUUUAAUUGAUAUAUACUUGAUUUCUUCCACAAUUAAACCAAAUGGAGAAUAUAAAAGAUGUUUUAAUGUUGUAUAGGCCCAAUCCUUCAAUGCAAUCUCAUUAGAUGAAAACUUGGAAAAUACUGAUCAGGGUGAAUGGCUUCUUACGUAAGGCAAUAUAUAAGUGCCAUAUUGGUUGUUAGGUGAUAGGAAAAUUGUCACCGUGAUAAAAUUGCAUGUAGAUACUCAAUAAAACAUGUAUCCCAUGCUACAUUGGAUAUGCAAAUACUUGUCACAAGAAGACAUUGAAGGAUCUUGAAGUGUUGUCAAUGUUUGGGAAGUUUUCGAAAUCGUCAAUUCUUUGAGUACAGAUUGAAAUGUGGGAGUUUUUGAAAAUGUAAGUCACAUGAGAUUUCAGUUUCACGUCUUCAAUGUAAAAAUAUUAUACUGUACCAUAUCCAAACCUGUUCAUAUCAAUAGUAAUUGUAAAGAUUAAGAAUGAGUCGUGUGUGCAUGUGCAAUCAGUUUCACCUCAUCUUACCAAUAGGUAUUGACAUGUUCCGAAAGGUCUUACAAAUAAGUAUAGACAUGUUCCGAAAGGUAGUCCUACACAGAACUGACAUUUCCCAUUUCCCGAGAGGUAAUGAGUUAUGACGGUAAUAUAAUAUACUUGCAGUAUAUAAAUGUACACCCAUUGUUUGUAUCUUCAGGGUUUGUAAUCAAAUUGCUAGUUUUUACAAAGUAUAUUUUCAAUAUAUAGAAUCACAC
Mizuhopecten yessoensis (Yesso scallop) is the source of this 8304-nucleotide messenger RNA. RefSeq lists its product as uncharacterized. Bases 1134 to 6068 code for a protein of 1644 amino acids. Gene Ontology annotation, molecular function: ubiquitin-protein transferase activity; zinc ion binding. The transcript has 2 exons. The record is from RefSeq and is a predicted model, not a curated record. Gene Ontology annotation, biological process: positive regulation of DNA-templated transcription. Lineage: Eukaryota; Metazoa; Mollusca; Bivalvia; Pectinida; Pectinidae. Gene Ontology annotation, cellular component: chromatin; nucleoplasm.